Molecule: messenger RNA, 3208 nt
Organism: Dicentrarchus labrax (European seabass)
Lineage: Eukaryota; Metazoa; Chordata; Actinopteri; Moronidae
Product: MAPK/MAK/MRK overlapping kinase
Exons: 12
Coding region: 209-1687 (492 amino acids)
Biological process (GO): intracellular signal transduction; protein phosphorylation
Cellular component (GO): nucleus; cytoplasm
Molecular function (GO): ATP binding; protein serine/threonine kinase activity
Source: RefSeq, a predicted model, not a curated record
AACGCAUUGAUUGUGUGUGUGUGUGUGUGUGUGUGUGUGUGUGUGUGUGUGUGUGUGUGUGUGUGUGUGUGUGGGGUGCACUGGUGCCUGGUAACCUUAAUGCUAUGACAUGAAUGCGGUGGACCGGCCGCUGUGCUCCUGAAGACACUGUUUGCUAUUAGAUAAGUAUUAAGCUCAUGGUAGGCUCUUUGGGAUUGAAUGUGCACUAAUGAUGCACUACUCAAACUGGCUUAUUGGCGUGAAAAACAGGGCAAGCCUUCGAAAUGCAUGCAAAACACCACCUAACAGCGACUGGAACAAUAGGGGAAAUGUUGUGGACGUGCAGAAUAACAACCCGCUGCCUAAUGAAAAGACAUCCGAGCGAAUGGUCACCACCCACCUCUGGAAAAAAGGCUACAAAAUAAUCAAGAAAAUUGGGGAGGGCACAUUUUCAGAGGUGAUGAAAACUCAGAGCCUGAAAGAUGGGAAGUUCUACGCAUGUAAAACCAUGAAGCAGACAAUAAACAGUCUGGAGCAGGCCAACAACCUGCGGGAAGUCCAGGCGAUGAAGAGACUGAGCCCGCAUGCAAACAUCAUCCAGCUCCAUGAUCUGAUUUUUGACAAAGAAACUGGAACUGUGUCUUUGAUUUGUGAGCUGAUGGAGAUGAACAUCUACGAGUUCAUACAAGGAAGAGAAACGCCGCUGCCUGACCACACAGUGAAGAACUUUAUGUACCAGCUUUGCAAGUCACUCGAACAUAUGCACAGCUGUGGGAUCUUUCACAGAGAUGUGAAGCCAGAAAACAUUCUCAUCAAACAAAAUGGUCUGAAGCUUGGCGACUUCGGCUCAUGUCGGAGUGUGUACUCCAAGCCCCCGCACACAGAGUACAUCUCCACGCGCUGGUACAGAGCCCCAGAGUGCCUCCUCACUGAUGGGUACUACAGCUUGAAGAUGGACAUGUGGAGUGCUGGCUGUGUCUUCUUUGAGAUCAUGAGUUUGAAUCCUCUUUUCCCUGGAACCAAUGAACUGGACCAGGUUGCCAAGAUCCACGAUGUGUUGGGGACACCAGAUCAAAGUAUCCUCCAAAAGUUCAAGCAGUCUAGAGCGAUGCAUUUCAACUUCCCCCCCAAAAAAGGCACUGGUAUCUCGCGGUUAAUCCCUAGCUGCCCUGCUCCAGCUCUGUCGCUGCUCUAUCAGAUGCUCGCCUAUGACCCAGAUGAACGCAUCAGUGCAGAAACAGCCCUGCGGCACACAUACUUUAGGGAAAUCAGGGUGGCGGAGAAGAAAGCCGAGAGUCUUCACAGACUUUCUGGAACUAUGGAUGGAAUAGAGAGUAGUGGGAUGCCCAACUCCUUAGACCACAUCUGGCGACCAACCAGACUAGGCAAACAGCUGAGGGGAAGGCACACAAGGCAAACACCUUUAAUGAGCCAUAACAUGAAGCAUGUAGCAGAGCCCCUCAUCAGACGGAACGCCCCACAUUAUCCUACAGAGCUGCCCAAGCUCAACAUGGUCGUACCAGGACCACAGAUGUCCUUCCCAGUCUCCACUGUGCCUGCAUUUACUGUCACCCACCGAGGCACACUGCCAACCAUCACAUCGAAAAAGUGCCAGACACGGUUGGCCAAGCCCCGGGAUGAGUCACACCACGCAGCUUUCAAGACCUACUACAUGCCACCUCUGGAUAGGAAACAUGGAGGCUACUGAGAGCCAAAAACACUUGAACAUCUGAUUAAAAAUUGCCUCUUUAAAACAUGAUAGACCUGUACUGAUAAACAGAGUGUGGAGAGGACGAUGUUUGGGUAGGCCUGAUGCUUCAAUCUGUAAAGCGAACCCAAACCUGUCAUCUUACCAGUUAUGACUGCUACAUCAAAGUUUUUAACCCUCACUGUAAUGAUGACAUUUAAUGUGUUCUCUUCACAAAAAAAAUAUUAAGAGUCUGUCAUAGUAUGUUGGAUUGAGAGUGUGUAGUUUAGUUACGGCAUAGUCAGGUGUUACAUGUUUACAACUGUUUAGAAAUAUACUUCAGUCUGAGCCUAUUACACAAGCUAAGCAAUAAGAUAUUUGACAAGUGAACAGCUGUUUACCAGGUGAAUUAAAUGGUGUAACAUCUUUGAUGAGGAACAUGGUCAGUGCCUAUAAAAAGUAGUCGCACCCCAAGAACUUUGAUCACAAAUUAUUAAAUAUGCUAUUUUUAUACCGAUCAACAGAAAAAUAUUUUAAAGUAUCUACAAACUGAUUUGAAUUAAGAGCAAAUAUAAAACAAAAAAUGUGUAAGUAUUCACCCUUUGCUGUGAUAAAUGAUAAGCUGAAUAAGACUGCCUGUAUGUUAAUUAUGGUGCGACAAGGUCAACGUCCUGCUAAAAACUAUACCAUGAUGACAAAAAUACUACACACUAUUUAUUUGAUCAGCUGUGAUUCAGUCCAACAACGGGGUUGAGCACUUUUUAUAAGCACUGUACACUUGUGAUGAUCUCUUUUGAAUAGCUGUGAAUGAACUCCUCAGAACAAACCGAUAUGUAGAGCAACAGUCUUCCUGUACAAAGGUAAACAGCAAAAACAUUCACAUUAAGUGCUUCACAAUUAUUGUAAGCAACAACAUUGUCUUUGGAGAAGUCUUUUAAAGGCAAAUUCCACGAUCCAACCGUACUGUAAAUAAAUAGCCACCUGCGGGCAACAAACCGCAGAAUUAGAAAAGUUAGUGGCAAAAAAAAAAAGUUCUCUUUUAGAUCAAUUAUGUAUGUGAAAACAUCUGUGUUUGCAGAUGCGGCCUUAAGAAAAUCUUUUUUUAAAGCUUUGUUUAGAAUGUAGCUUGGCCAGUAUCCUCAUACCUCCUCACUUAAAGCAUUGUGGCUUAAAAAAAAAAAAGUACCAUUUCAUUCAGAGCUGUGAGCUCUUUAAAUUGGACUGUGACUCAGUCUGCACUUUAUUGUGUUGGUUAUUGUGACUGCAUAAUCAGUAAAAAAAAAAGUCAAGUAUAAUUUGUAUGAUGUUGUCAUUAACCUGCAUUAUAAAUACUUAAAUCUUUUACGUCUGUAUAACCUGACGCAAAGAUGUUUAAAAAAAACAAACUGAUGAUUUUUUUUAUGAAUAAUAAAAGCAAGAAAUGUAAAAUGUUAUCUACUUCACACAUGUAUUUUGUUCUAUUUGUCUAGUGUAGGGGUCACUGGACUCUUUGUGGCACCAAUUAUUGCUCAUCACACAAAAAUAAAGUACAUGAAUACUGCA